Messenger RNA from Dipodomys ordii (Ord's kangaroo rat), 3975 nucleotides. RefSeq names its product nodal modulator 1. Gene Ontology annotation, molecular function: carbohydrate binding. Gene Ontology annotation, cellular component: endoplasmic reticulum membrane. The coding region runs from base 1 to 3513 and encodes 1170 amino acids. The transcript is spliced from 31 exons. The record is from RefSeq and is a predicted model, not a curated record. Lineage: Eukaryota; Metazoa; Chordata; Mammalia; Rodentia; Heteromyidae.
AUGAGGCAGAUAAAGUUGUACACCAAGCAUGGGACUUUGAAAUACCAGACAGACUGCGCCCCUAACAACGGCUAUUUUAUGAUACCCUUGUAUGAUAAGGGGGAUUUCAUUCUGAAGAUUGAGCCUCCCCUGGGGUGGAGUUUCGAGCCCACGAGUGUAGAGUUGUACGUGGAUGGUGUGAGUGACAUCUGCACCAAGGGUGGCGACAUCAACUUUGUGUUCACCGGCUUCUCUGUGAAUGGAAAGGUCCUCAGCAGAGGGCAGCCCCUGGGCCCUGCAGGGGUUCAGGUAUCCCUGAGGGGCACGGGCACCGAGGGGAAGAUCCAGUCCACCGUCACGCAGCCUGGUGGAAAGUUUGCAUUUUUUAAAGUUCUUCCUGGUGAUUACGAAAUCCUCGCGACUCAUCCGACUUGGGCAUUGAAAGAGGCGAGCACCACAGUGCGUGUAACCAACUCCAAUGCCAACGCUGCCGGGCCCCUCAUAGUCGCUGGCUACAAUGUGUCUGGCUCCGUGCGGAGCGAUGGCGAGCCCAUGAAAGGGGUGAAGUUUCUUCUCUUUUCUUCUUCAGUGACCAAAGAGGAUGUCCUGGGCUGCAAUGUGUCUCCAGUACCUGGGUUCCAGCCCCAAGAUGAGAGCCUGGUGUAUCUCUGCUAUGCAGUCUCGAAAGAAGAUGGCUCCUUCUCCUUCUAUUCCCUGCCCAGUGGGGGUUACGCCGUGGUUCCCUUCUACAGAGGUGAGAGGAUCACCUUUGAUGUGGCCCCUUCCAGGCUUGACUUCACAGUGGAGCACGACAGCCUGAGGAUCGAGCCUGUGUUCCAUGUCAUGGGAUUCUCUGUCACUGGGAGGGUCCUGAAUGGACCAGAAGGAGAAGGCGUCCCAGAGGCCGUGGUUACUCUGAACAACCAGAUCAAAGUCAGAACAAAGGCCGAUGGCUCUUUCCGCCUGGAGAACAUAACGACGGGGACGUACACCAUCCAUGCCCAGAAGGAGCAUCUGCACUUCGAGACCAUCACCAUCAAAAUUGCCCCCAACACCCCGCAGCUGGCCGACAUCAUCGCCACAGGGUUCAGUGUCUGCGGCCACAUAACAAUUGCGCGCUUCCCCGAUGCCGUCAAGCAGAUGAGUAAAUACAAGGUGGUGCUGUCGCCCCAGGACAAGGACAAGGCGCUGGUCACUGCGGAGGCGGAUGCUCACGGCUCAUUUUGCUUUAAAGCAAAACCAGGGGCUUACAAAGUCCAGGUGGUGGUGCCCGAGGCUGAGACCAGAGCCGGGCUGAUGCUGAAGCCCCAGAUGUUUCCUCUCACGGUGACCGACAGGCCCGUGAUGGACGUGGCCUUCGUGCAGUUUCUGGCGUCUGUUUCUGGGAAAGUCUCUUGUUUGGACACCUGUGGCGACCUGCUGGUGACGCUGCAGUCCUUGAGCCGCCAGGGCGAGAAGCGGAGCCUGCAGCUCUCGGGCAAGGUCAAUUCCAUGACUUUCACGUUUGACAACGUCCUGCCAGGGAAAUACAAAGCCAGCAUAAUGCACGAGGACUGGUGCUGGAAGAACAAGAGCCUGGAGGUGGAGGUUCUGGAGGACGACGUGUUGGCUGUGGAGUUUCGGCAGACGGGCUACAUGCUGAGAUGCUCCCUGUCUCACGCCAUCACACUGGAGUUUUAUCAGGAUGGAAAUGGACCUGAGAACGUGGGGAUUUACAACCUCUCCAAAGGAGUGAACCGCUUCUGCCUGUCCAAGCCCGGUGUGUACAAAGUGACCCCUCGUUCCUGCCACCGUUUUGAGCAGGCCUUCUACACCUACGACACGUCUUCACCCAGCAUCUUGACGUUGACAGCCAUUCGCCACCAUGUCCUAGGGACGAUCACCACGGACAAGAUGAUGGAUGUCACCGUGACUAUCAAGUCUUCCAUCGACAGCGAGCCGGCCUUGGUCUUGGGCCCUCUGAAGUCUGCGCAGGAGCUGCGCCGAGAACAGCAGCUGGCAGAGAUCGAGACCCGUAGGCAGGAGAGGGAGAAGAAUGGCAAAGAGGAAGGCGAGGAGGGAAGGGCCAAGCCCCCCGGCCAGGAGAUGGUGGAUGAGUUACAAGGUCCCUUCUCUUACGACUUCUCUUAUUGGGCCCGGUCCGGAGAGAAAAUCACAGUUACGCCCUCAUCUAAAGAGCUGCUCUUCUACCCUCCCUCCAUGGAAGCCACCGUCAGUGGAGAAAGCUGCCCCGGGAAGCUGAUUGAGAUCCACGGGAAGGCAGGCUUGUUCCUGGAGGGCCAGAUCCACCCGGAGCUGGAAGGAGUAGAGAUCGUCAUCAGUGAGAAGGGGGCCAGUUCACCCCUGAUCACAGUCUUCACUGAUGACAAAGGGGCCUACAGUGUUGGGCCGCUGCACAGUGACCUGGAGUACACCGUGACCUCCCAGAAGGAGGGCUAUGUCUUAACUGCGGUGGAUGGAACUGUCGGGGACUUCAAGGCUUUUGCCUUGGCAGGCGUGAGCUUCGAGAUAAAGGCUGAAGAUGACCAGCCCCUCCCUGGGGUUCUCCUGUCCCUCAGUGGUGGCGUGUUCCGCUCCAACCUCCUGACGCAGGACAAUGGCAUCCUGACUUUCUCAAACCUGAGCCCGGGCCAGUACUACUUCAAACCCAUGAUGAAGGAGUUCCGCUUUGAGCCCUCCUCGCAGAUGAUCGAGGUGCAGGAGGGACAGAGCCUGCGGAUCACCAUCACUGGGUACCGAACGGCCUACAGCUGCUAUGGCACUGUGUCAUCUUUAAACGGAGAGCCAGAGCAGGGCGUGGCUGUGGAAGCCGUGGGACAGAAGGACUGCAGCAUCUACGGGGAAGACACCAUGACCGAUGAGGAGGGCAAGUUCAGGUUACGUGGCCUCCUGCCGGGGUGUGUGUACCACGUGCAGCUCAAGGCGGAAGGCAACGACCACAUCGAGCGGGCGCUGCCCCACCACCGCGUUGUCGAGGUCGGGAACAAUGACAUCGAUGACGUCAACAUCAUCGUCUUCCGGCAGAUCAACCAGUUUGACUUGAGUGGAAAUGUGAUCACCCCCUCUGAGUAUCUGCCUACGCUAUGGGUGAAGCUGUACAAAAGCGAGAACCUGGACAACCCCAUCCAGACAGUGUCGCUCGGCCAGUCUCUCUUCUUCCACUUCCCGCCGCUGCUCAGAGAUGGGGAGAAUUACGUUGUGCUUCUGGACUCCACGCUCCCCCGGUCCCAGUACGACUAUGUCCUGCCUCAAGUGUCUUUCACGGCCGUGGGCUAUCAUAAGCACAUCACCCUGAUUUUUAAUCCCACGAGGAAGCUGCCGGAGCAGGAUGUUGCACAAGGAUCAUAUAUUGCCCUGCCACUGACGCUGCUGGUUUUGCUGGCCGGUUACAACCACGAUAAGCUCAUCCCCUUGCUGCUGCAGCUGAGCAGUCGGCUGCAGGGCGUCCGAGCCCUGGGCCAGACAGCCUCAGACAGCAGUGGCCUGGAGGACGUAAAGAGACAGGCCAAGAAACAGAAGACCAGGCGCACGUGAGGAGAAGAAGCCCAUGUAGCCUGAGUCCUGCCCACGUCCCUUCUGUGACCCUGUCCCUCCUGUGGCCCCUUGUCCCUCCUGUCCCCUGUGUCCCUUCUGUGGACACGGUGACCGGAAAACACCCUUUCCUUGUGUGGCUCCCGUGGUGCAAUGCAAUGAAUGGACCCUCCUGUCACUCUGCUGAGCACAAUUUAUUUUCUGAGUUGAAGAUAAUUUAUUAUUAUUAUUUUUGUCAGAGAAGUAUUUAAGCCAUGCUUGUGGCGUGAGAAUGUAAUUCUUCCCCAUGCGUACUCGUUGGUGGGAGGCGCUCCGGCCAGGGUGGGCUGCGGCUCUGUGGAGGGCCCCUUCCCCCACCCCCCCCAGCUUCUCCACCUCCCUCCCCUUUGCAAGAAACGUAGCAGCCUCCGCCCACCGCCAGGAGGCACUGUGAGGAGGGCAGAUCAAUAAAGUCCCAUUCAUUUG